This is a messenger RNA of Triplophysa dalaica, 1796 nucleotides long. Its product is annotated as prolyl hydroxylase EGLN3-like. The transcript is spliced from 5 exons. The record is from RefSeq and is a predicted model, not a curated record. Bases 174 to 890 code for a protein of 238 amino acids. Lineage: Eukaryota; Metazoa; Chordata; Actinopteri; Cypriniformes; Nemacheilidae. Gene Ontology annotation, molecular function: ferrous iron binding; peptidyl-proline 4-dioxygenase activity; L-ascorbic acid binding. Gene Ontology annotation, biological process: cellular response to hypoxia; peptidyl-proline hydroxylation to 4-hydroxy-L-proline. Gene Ontology annotation, cellular component: nucleus; cytoplasm.
CAUGCGCUUCAGGUGCUCGGAGCUCCGCACAUGAAUCAGCGCGCAGAGCUCUUUUAAAACCUUCCUCAGUCCCACCAAAGCCGAUGUCCAGUGCAUGCGUCUCAAUACACGAGCUCGUGCCUUUACAAAUCAUUUGAUUCAAAACUUAUCCAUUGCACCACGCGCGAGACAAAAUGCCAUUUCUUCAGCAUGCUUUGGACAAUCAGGUGGAGAAACUUGCUUUGGAGCAGGUGGUGCCUGCUUUGCUGGACAGGGGCUUCUUUUACGUCGACCAUUUUUUGGGGAACAUCGCGGGACAAAUGGUAUUGGGUCAGGUCAAGCGCAUGCACGAAUGCGGGCUCCUCAAUGACGGACAGCUCGCGGGUCGAAGAAACGGAGUUUGCAGGAGGAACAUCAGAGGAGAUAAAAUAACGUGGGUUAACGGGAACGAGAGAGGCACAGAGGCAGUCAAUUUCUUAUUGACACUCAUUGAUAAGUUGAUAUCUUCAUGCGUCGGUCGACUGGGGAAAAGUAUUUGUGCUAGAUCAAAGGCGAUGGUGGCUUGUUAUCCAGGAAACGGAGCAGGAUAUGUGAAACAUGUAGAUAAUCCCAACGCAGACGGUCGCUGUGUUACCUGUAUUUACUAUCUGAACAAAAACUGGAACGCCAAGGAGCACGGGGGAAUACUAAGGAUAUUUCCUGAAGGGAAGGCUUACGUGGCUGACGUUGAACCUCUGUUUGAUCGACUUCUGCUUUUCUGGUCAGAUCGAAGGAACCCUCAUGAGGUUCAGCCAUCAUAUGCUACAAGGUAUGCGAUCACAGUGUGGUACUUUGAUUCAGAGGAAAGAGCUGAAGCUAAAAGGAAAUUCAGAGACCUGACAGCCUCCACACAGGAAAGAUCGUCAUCUUAACAUAGAGACACACUAGUCUGUUUCCUCCAAGAGGAUUUGUUUGUUUUCUUUUAUUAUUUUGCUUAUUUUUCUGAUGGUUUUUGCACUAAAGGUACUCCUCACAACCUGUGAUUUACUUGCUUUUGAAUACAGUCCUUACAAUCAGAGAAGAGUCCUUUUAGUAGCACGCUGCUAAUGUAAAGAAAAUUUUGUAAACAAUGUUAAAUUUUAAUACAUAUAGUUAAUCAACUAUUAGAUGUUUAUUGUGAAGUUUUUCUUAAAAAAUAUAUACAUAUUGCAAAAGAUACACUUUUUAAAUAAAAACGAAUAUACUAGCGCUUUAAAAAAAUAUAUUCUAGUUAUUUUUUGUUCAGAAUAUGUAUCGACAAGCAUUAUACAUAUUUUAAUUUCUUUGAUCGUCCAUUUUGUGGUUGUUGUAGUUUUUAUAUUUUUGUGUUUUUGCAUUGUGGUCACUGGCACAUAUUUUAUGUGAAUUUAUCAUUACUUUAUAUGCAUUAUUGUUUGAUGUAGCGUGCAACAUGUUUAUGAAAGAGUGUUGGUAAAGCAUUACAGAUAUACAGUUAUGUUCCCUAAAGCACUUGAAAAGUUAUGUUAUGUUAUGUUAUGUUCCCUUUUACUUUUUUUUAAGUCCUAGUGUGGGUUUAGAGAAUUUGAUCAGCUUGCAUGCGGGUCAGCAAUGCUGAGCAAACACACAACUGAAUGAAUGUUGUUGAGAAAUGUUAUUUGUUUCAUGAAACUUACAGUGGUAAUGCAACACAAGUCGUUUGGGAAAAUCUCGGUUCAUGUACUGUACACCAAUGAAGACGUUCUACAGUUCUUCAGAUGGCCAAAUUUAACACAAGAGAGUCCUGAAUUGUUUAUACUGUAUUGUUUCAGUAAUAAAGUAUUUCCUUUGGCGAAAUCGUA